AUGAGCUUCAAUGAUUGUGAAGUGACGUUCAGUGUUUUUAGUGGUGGGCAUUGGGUGAAGAAUCAUUCAGGAGACAUAUCAUACAUUGGUGGUGAAAGUAGAAGCAUCGAUUGUUAUCCUGAAGCCUUCUUCACCACGCUGUCUGAAGAUGAAUUUGCUGGCCAAAAGGUGUGGUAUAAGAUGCCUUUUGAACUAUUACACCAGCGGAAGUUGUUGCGCAAUGGGGAGCAGAGUUUUCACAAUAUGGUUGAAGCGGCUAAGUGGUGUGGUGUGGUGGAGAUUUUUAUGGUUAACGAAGUGGAGCAUCCAGUUGAAGAAGCCUUUUAUGAGCAUGCUGAAGAAGAGAUAAGGGUUGAAAGAAAUGUGGCUGGGUUUGUUGAUGAAGAUCCAAAUUUCGAUUAUCAUAAUACGCCUCCCAACUCUGAUGGUGAAGAAGAUGGUGUAAAGCUGGUGAGAUGGAAGAAAGGGAUUGGUGAGCUGAAAUUGAACCAGGUGUUUGACACCUUAGAAGAAUUCAAAGAUGCAUUGGUGGAAUAUUCGCUGAAAGAAGGAUGGAAUAUCAAGCAAAAUCCUUGGGGAAAAAUAAAGUGUGGAGCUAUUUGUGGGGUUGAAGAUGGCUGUCUUUGGAGGAUCUACUGCUCCUAUGAGGAGCAUCUUGGAAAGUGGAAGGUGAAGACAUAUGAAGAUGUACACACUUGCUUCAAGGAUGGAAGAAGCAAGAUAUUGAAGAAGUCUGUCAUCGUGAAACUGUUUCUUGAUGAAAUAAGGACUUACCCUGAGUACAGGCCAAAGAUGAUCCAAGACCAGAUUCAACAACGGUAUAACUUGAUUGCCACCUACGACCAGUGUAAAAAAGCUAAGGAAAAAACAAUCUCCAUCAUCAACAGUGACUAUGUGGAGCAGUUUUCUAGGCUUAAAGACUACCGAAAUGCAAUUCUUGAACAAAACAAAGAGUCUACUGUGGUGUUGGAGACAGUUCCUAAUGAUGAUGGAAAUGAGAUUUUUAGGAGGUUCUAUGUCUGCUUUGAAGCUAUGAAGAAUGCAUGGACUAUGUGGUGUCGGCCUGUGUUUGGGGUUGAUGGUUGCUUCAUGAAGUGCACCUUGAAGGGUCAGUUAUUAGCUGCGGUGGGAAAGGAUGCUAACAAUGGUAUGUACCCAUUUGCUUGGGCGGUAGUUGAUGUGGAGAAUGAAGAAAACUGGACUUGGUUUUUCAAGUUGCUGAAGGCUGAUUUCAAUCUACAACAAGGUCAACAUUACACAAUCAUUUCAGAUAGACAAAAGGGUCUGCUGAAUGCUGUUCAAAAUGAAUUACCCCAUAUUGAACAUUGA
This is a messenger RNA of Eutrema salsugineum, 1329 nucleotides long. RefSeq lists its product as uncharacterized. The coding region runs from base 1 to 1329 and encodes 442 amino acids. The record is from RefSeq and is a predicted model, not a curated record. Lineage: Eukaryota; Viridiplantae; Streptophyta; Magnoliopsida; Brassicales; Brassicaceae. The transcript is spliced from 4 exons.